Messenger RNA from Rotaria sordida, 1380 nucleotides. NCBI's taxonomy places the organism in Eukaryota, Metazoa, Rotifera, Eurotatoria, Philodinida, Philodinidae. The record is from the annotation of a GenBank genome assembly.
AUGACACGUAGCCGAUUUGAUGCACAAGCCGGUUAUUUAGGUGCAUUACUUGUUGGCGGGCCCGAAGAGGUUGGUACCGGUACUGUUGUUAGCGGAACCUUUGCAAACAUUGCAUGGGGUGGUGGCAGCAAGUAUGUAAAAACAGAAAUUGACCCUGCCGGUGGCACUACCUAUAGUGUUGCAGGUACAUCUCAACUUAUAAGCGUACCGUAUGCUCUUUAUGCAGCUAAUGGUGGUGGCUCGCAAGGCCCAACUGGUGCUCCGGGUGCAACAGGCUCUCAAGGACCUACAGGUCCUGCCGGUGCAACAGGUGCAGGUGUACAAGGCCCAACAGGCCCACAAGGUCCAACUGGUCCGGGUGUAGGUGCUACAGGCCCUACCGGCCCAACUGGUGCCGGAACAACUGGUGCUCAAGGUCCAACAGGCCCUGCAGGCCCAACAGGUGCGGGUACAACAGGCGCUAAUGGCUCUACUGGUGCCCAAGGCCCAACAGGCCCUGCCGGUCCAACAGGUGUGGGUGUAACGGGUCCUGCCGGUCCAACAGGUGUUGGUACAACAGGUGCUCAAGGUCCAACCGGUCCUGCCGGCCCAACAGGUAGCGGUUCUGGUGGUGGAACACUUGAUGCUGCUUACGAUUUUGGUGGCUCUGGCGCAGGCCGUAGCAUUACUGCCGAUGCAGGCUCUGUAUCUAUUACAGGACCAACAGGCGUUACAGGCCUUAACGGUAUUGCUCUUUUAGUUACUCAAAACGGUUCUCUAACUGCUGGUAUUGGUGCUAACCUUAACGGUACCGGUAAUGCAAUUACCGCUAACAGCGCUAAUGCUACUAAUACAUUCUCUACUAUACAAGGUAUUACCAAUAGCUCUACUCAAAAUAACUCAGCCAUCUUCGGACAGGCAACAGGGGCUUCACGCGCGGUUGCAGGGGAGGCUACUUCUACUUCUACAUCUGAUGUGGCUGUACGCGGUAACAACUUACGUACUACCGGUGGUAUAGGUACUGAAGGUGUUGGCUUUAAUGGUGUAUCGGGUAAGAGCGCAUUUAACCAGGGCUACGCUGUAUUUGCAAAUAACACAGCAACUCCUGCAGGUACUAACAUGAACUCUAUUGCUGUUGCAGGUUUAGGUGGUAUUGGUGUUAACGGCCAAACUACGUAUGGCAACCUUGCGGGUGUAUUAGGCCAAAACUUUACUGUUUCUCCUGCUGAUGAUAACGCUGCUGUUUUAGGUCAGUCAGCGCAUGGUGCAGGUGUUAUUGGUUCUUCGGUAGACCUUUCUUACUUCGGUGUUUUAUCGCUAGGCGAUUUAGGUGCUACAGCUAUAUUUUCUGCUGAACAUUUAGCUGAAAUUUCAUCAACCUUUAGUACAUUAAAACCAUAA